Molecule: messenger RNA, 990 nt
Organism: Eptesicus fuscus (big brown bat)
Lineage: Eukaryota; Metazoa; Chordata; Mammalia; Chiroptera; Vespertilionidae
Gene: MC3R
Product: melanocortin 3 receptor
Exons: 1
Coding region: 19-990 (323 amino acids)
Biological process (GO): G protein-coupled receptor signaling pathway
Cellular component (GO): membrane
Molecular function (GO): melanocyte-stimulating hormone receptor activity; peptide hormone binding
Source: RefSeq, a predicted model, not a curated record
GGUCAGCCUGUGUCAGCGAUGAACGCCUCGAGCUGCCUGCCCUCUGCUCAGCCGGGGCUGCCUAACGGCUCGGAGCGCCUGGCCGCCCCCUCCUCCGGCAACCAGAGCGGCCGCGGGUACUGCGAGCAGGUCUUCAUCCAGCCCGGGGUGUUCCUGGCGCUGGGCACCGUCAGCCUGCUGGAGAACAUCCUGGUCAUCCUGGCGGUGGCCAGGAACAGCAACCUGCACUCGCCCAUGUACUUCUUCCUCUGCAGCCUGGCCGCGGCCGACAUGCUGGUGAGCGUGUCCAACGCCCUGGAGACCGUCAUGAUCGCCGUGGUCAACAGCGGCUCGCUGGCCCUGGAGGACCGGUUCGUGCAGCACAUGGACAACAUCUUCGACUCGAUGAUCUGCAUCUCGCUGGUGGCCUCCAUCUGCAACCUCCUGGCCAUCGCGGUGGACAGGUACGUCACCAUCUUCUACGCGCUGCGCUACCACAGCAUCGUGACGGUGCGCCGGGCGCGCGCCCUGAUCGUGGCCGUGUGGCUGUGCUGCGGCGUCUGCGGCGUCGUGUUCAUCGUCUACUCGGAGAGCAAGAUGGUCAUCGUGUGCCUGGUCACCCUGUUCUUCGCCAUGCUGCUGCUCAUGGGCACCCUCUACGUGCACAUGUUCCUCUUCGCGCGGCUGCACAUGCGGCGCAUCGCCGCGCUGCCCCCCGCCGACGGGGCGGCCCCGCAGCAGCGCUCGUGCCUCAAGGGCGCCAUCACCAUCACCAUCCUGCUGGGCGUCUUCGUCGUCUGCUGGGCCCCCUUCUUCCUCCACCUCGUGCUCAUCAUCACCUGCCCCACCAACCCUUCCUGCGUCUGCUACGCCGCGCACUUCAACACCUACCUGGUGCUCAUCAUGUGCAACUCCGUCAUCGACCCGCUCAUCUACGCCUUCCGCAGCCCCGAGCUGAGGAGCACCUUCCGCGAGAUCCUGUGCGGCUGCCCCGGCGUGAGCCUGGGCUAG